AUGGCGACCUUCAAGAAGAUCAAGGUCAAGAACCCAGUGGUGGAGCUGGACGGCGACGAGAUGACGCGCAUUAUCUGGAAGGACAUCAAGGACAAGUUCAUCCACCCGUACCUGGACAUCGACCUCAAGUACUACGACCUGGGGCUCGAGUAUCGGGACGAGACGAACGACCAGGUUACGAUUGAUAGCGCAGAGGCGAUUCAGAAGUACAGUGUUGGGGUUAAGUGUGCUACUAUUACGCCGGACGAGGCGAGGGUUAAGGAGUUUAAUUUGAAGCAGAUGUGGCUGUCCCCCAACGGUACAAUUCGAAACGCAUUAGGAGGAACCGUCUUCAGAGAACCCAUUGUCAUCCCCCGCAUCCCACGCCUGGUCCCGGGCUGGAAGAAACCCAUCAUCAUCGGCCGUCACGCCUUUGGGGACCAAUACCGCGCGAAGGACCUCGUGGUUCCAGGCAAUGGCACGCUGAAGAUGGUCUUUACACCCACAGGAGGCAAGCCGGAAGAAAUCGAGGUUUUUGAGUUCAAGACUGGCGGCGGGGUAGCGCAGACACAAUACAACACCGACGAGUCGAUCGAGGGCUUUGCUCACGCAAGUUUUAAACUGGCCCUGGCGAAGAGUCUGCCGUUGUACAUGAGCACGAAGAACACGAUUCUCAAGAAGUACGAUGGACGGUUUAAGGAUAUCUUCCAGGCGAUCUAUGAUAAGAAGUACAAGAAGGCGUUUGAGGAGAAGAAGAUUUGGUAUGAGCAUAGACUUAUAGAUGAUAUGGUUGCGCAGAUGAUGAAGAGUUCCGGAGGGUACAUUAUGGCUUUGAAGAAUUAUGACGGCGACGUUCAGUCCGACGUUGUAGCCCAAGGCUUCGGCUCCCUCGGCCUCAUGACAUCCGUCCUCAUCACGCCCGACGGCAAGACCUUCGAAUCGGAAGCCGCACACGGGACUGUCACACGCCAUUACCGCGAGCAUCAAAAAGGCAACGAGACAUCCACAAACCCGAUCGCUUCGAUCUUCGCCUGGACCCGAGGAUUGGUCCAACGAGGGAUUCUGGAUGAGACGCCAGAGGUCGUGGCGUUUGCGGAGAGCCUAGAGAAGGCAUGUAUCGAUACAGUCGAUAUUGACGGCAUUAUGACGAAGGAUCUGGCGCUGGCGUGUGGGAAGACGGGGAGAGAGGAUUAUGUCACGACGACGGAGUAUAUGAAUGCGGUUGAGAGACGGAUGAAGAGCCUUUUGAAGCAGAAGCUGUAG
Hyaloscypha bicolor E is the source of this 1242-nucleotide messenger RNA. Its product is annotated as putative isocitrate dehydrogenase. NCBI's taxonomy places the organism in Eukaryota, Fungi, Ascomycota, Leotiomycetes, Helotiales, Hyaloscyphaceae. The record is from RefSeq and is a predicted model, not a curated record. The transcript has 3 exons. Gene Ontology annotation, molecular function: NAD binding; magnesium ion binding; isocitrate dehydrogenase (NADP+) activity. Gene Ontology annotation, cellular component: mitochondrion. The coding region runs from base 1 to 1242 and encodes 413 amino acids. Gene Ontology annotation, biological process: isocitrate metabolic process.